Rhizopus microsporus ATCC 52813 is the source of this 936-nucleotide messenger RNA. Its product is annotated as adenylylsulfate kinase. Gene Ontology annotation, molecular function: adenylylsulfate kinase activity; ATP binding. NCBI's taxonomy places the organism in Eukaryota, Fungi, Mucoromycota, Mucoromycetes, Mucorales, Rhizopodaceae. The transcript has 3 exons. Gene Ontology annotation, biological process: sulfate assimilation. The record is from RefSeq and is a predicted model, not a curated record. The coding region runs from base 284 to 910 and encodes 208 amino acids.
GCAAAGAUUACCUUAUUUGGAAUACAUUCCUUUUUUAUGUCUCUGUUUAUCAGUGCUUCCCCUCUUCCUUCUUUAUUUAAUGACACUUUUGAGUUGAUUAAUAAAAAUGACAUCUUGUGCGUUGUGGCCAUGAAUGAUGACUACACUCGAUAACGCAAUCCCAGGAACUUCCAAUAGGGUACAGUAUGCAAUCUCCGAAUGAUUACCAUAUAAAGAGAGAGGGAGAGACUAUCGCUCUUUUGGUCACCUUUUCUCUUUCUCUCUCUUGUUAUUUAUAAUCAAUAUGGCUACCAAUAUUACAUGGCAUCAAGGACACGUUUCAUUACAAGAACGUCAAGAAUUAUUAAAGCAAAAGGGUUAUACAAUUUGGUUUACAGGAUUAUCUGCCUCUGGUAAAUCUACUUUAGCCACUGCCUUGGAACAAACUCUUCUUCAUUCUGGUAUUAGCGCAUAUAGAUUAGAUGGCGAUAAUAUAAGAUUUGGCUUGAAUAAAAAUUUGGGCUUUGGACCUGAAGAUAGAACUGAAAAUAUUCGUCGUAUCUCUGAGGUUGCCAAACUAUUUGCAGAUGCAACCACUAUUGCUAUCACAGCAUUUAUUAGUCCAUACCGUGCUGAUCGUGAUGCAGCUCGUGCUCUUCAUGAAGCAGCAGGCAUCCCAUUUAUUGAAGUCUUUGCAGAUGCACCUCUUGACGUGGUCGAAUCUAGAGAUCCCAAGGGGCUUUACAAAAAGGCCAAGGCAGGUGAAAUUAAGGAAUUCACUGGUAUUUCUGCACCCUAUGAAGCACCCCUGAAGCCAGAAAUUCAUAUUCAUACUGAUCAAAUGACUAUUGAACAAGGCGUAGAAGCAAUUAUUGACUAUCUUUUGUCACAUAAUUUGCUUGAUUCUCAGAAAAUAAUUAAAAAGUACUAGUUCCCUCUUUUCUUUUUCUUUUUUUU